Trifolium pratense (red clover) is the source of this 1110-nucleotide messenger RNA. Its product is annotated as transcription factor MYB36-like. The record is from RefSeq and is a predicted model, not a curated record. The transcript has 3 exons. Lineage: Eukaryota; Viridiplantae; Streptophyta; Magnoliopsida; Fabales; Fabaceae. Bases 114 to 848 code for a protein of 244 amino acids.
CUAGGUUCAUUUGCUUUAAUGUAACCAUAGCGGUGGCACCAAGUUUAUAACAAUCUUCACCAAAUUGUUUCAAGAUCAUUCUUGAGAGAGAGAGAGAGAAAGAGAGAGUGGCCAUGGGAAGAGCUCCUUGUUGUGACAAAGACAAAGUUAAGAGAGGGCCAUGGUCUCCUGAUGAAGAUGCAAAACUCAAGAAUUAUUUAGCAAUUCAUGGCACUGUUGGAAAUUGGAUUGCAUUGCCUAAAAAAGCUGGCCUUAAGCGGUGUGGAAAGAGUUGUCGUUUAAGGUGGCUGAAUUAUCUCAGGCCUGACAUCAAACAUGGUGGCUUUACUGAAGAAGAGGAUACCAUCAUUUGUACCCUCUAUGCUCAAAUGGGUAGCAGAUGGUCUGCCAUAGCAUCAAAACUACCUGGGAGAACAGACAAUGAUGUAAAAAACUACUGGAACACAAAACUGAAGAAGAAUUUUAUGGCAGGAAAAGUUGGUCUCAAAUCAUUGACUGAAAAUGACAAUACUAUCCCUUCAACCCCAUCACUAACUCAAAGUUGCAACACUUUUGAUGCUGGUUAUGGAUUCAACGACAAUGAAAAAAACAUUGGUUUUGAUCAAAUUCAUGAUGUUGGUGUCUCAGAAAUUGGUGCAAGUAACAACAAUAUUGAUAUGAAUCCUAUGGUGUCAAUGUCUCAAGAUAAUUCAAGCAUUGGAGUGAACAACAAUUGUGAUCAAGCUGGUGAUGAUGAAUCUUUGGAACCACUAAUGGAUUUUGGCUUUGGAGUUGGUAGUGAUUUUGCUUCAAGUUGUUGCUUUCCUGAGUGGGUUGAUUUUAGUUAUGCUGACAUUAAGACAAAUUGACUCAUUCAAAAUGUUGCAUUGUCUAGUUCUCUAGUAAACAUGGGAUUACAUUACAUAGGUGACAUAUUUUAGUUUUGCUAAGUAUUAAAUUUAAUGUUUCUUUCCUACCAAUAAGUGAUAAAUGUUUUGAGUCUCUUAAGUAGGUGGUCAGAGGUCGUGCAGGUUCUUCAACAAAAUUUAUUCAUCGUUAGCGGUGAAAACUUGAUAUUAUAUUAUGGUAACAAUUAAAAUUGAAUAUCAGUAUAUUGUUUAUUGUGUGUUA